Molecule: messenger RNA, 459 nt
Organism: Ostreobium quekettii
Lineage: Eukaryota; Viridiplantae; Chlorophyta; Ulvophyceae; Bryopsidales; Ostreobiaceae
Source: the annotation of a GenBank genome assembly
AUGCCCCCACCUGGCACAGCACCAACAGGAGACGAGUCCCCCUCUCGGGUGCUCCGCAAGUCGCAGAGCACACCUGUGCUCUCCAGCCUGAAUGCUGCUGUCGCUGCUGCCGGGGCUGAGGCAUCUGGUGAUGCACAGAAGAUAGGGCGUCUCACAGUGGAGGAGCGGCGGCGGAAAGUGCUUAGGUACAGGCAGAAGCGGCAUGAGAGGAAGUUUGAGAAGAGGGUGACCUACCAGUGCCGCAAGACGCUUGCAGACAGCCGGCCACGGGUGCGCGGCCGUUUUGCACGAAAUGAUGACUCUAAUGCUGUGAUGCCGCACCAAACCAAGAAGGCUCUUGCCACAGUGAAGAGCGGCGAGGGGGGGGGAGGGCUGGACGAGAUCAUGGACAUCCAAAUGGAUUGCCAGCGCGAGGCAGGGUUUGGGGAUGAGGCAGGUGACCCCCCCUGCAUUCCUUGA